Cyprinodon tularosa is the source of this 3336-nucleotide messenger RNA. RefSeq names its product retinoid X receptor, alpha a (gene rxraa). Gene Ontology annotation, biological process: cell differentiation; response to retinoic acid; anatomical structure development. Bases 359 to 1873 code for a protein of 504 amino acids. Gene Ontology annotation, molecular function: nuclear steroid receptor activity; nuclear receptor activity; zinc ion binding. Lineage: Eukaryota; Metazoa; Chordata; Actinopteri; Cyprinodontiformes; Cyprinodontidae. Gene Ontology annotation, cellular component: nucleus; RNA polymerase II transcription regulator complex. The transcript has 11 exons. The record is from RefSeq and is a predicted model, not a curated record.
CCUUUCUGCCGCGCUGUUCCAGUAGUUGGAGUUGUUGUACAACCGUGCGCAACAGAAAGAGAGAGAGAGGGGGAGAGGAGCGAGAGUGCAGCAGCUGAGUGUACAAACAGAGGAAGAAACAUUAGGUUAUCUCCUGAUACUAUCAUCAGACACCGAGCUGUCACUUUUACCGCUCAGAGCCAGCUCCGCUCUUCUCCCAGAGUGCCCCACCACCCGCAGCAGGAGUCACAGCAGAGAGCCGGAGCAGCAGCGCCCAGGUCUGCUUCGCUUUGCUCCAGCAGCAGCAGCGGCAGCCUGUGAGGAAAAACUCCCCGAAAGCGGUCGCCUCAGCUGGCAUGAGCUAACCUCCGAGUCAGACAUGGAAACCAAACCGUUCCUGUCAUUGGGGUUUUUGAAGCCCCAGUGCUCAUUGGCCCCCCCCAUGCAGCGAGGUCGUUCAUCAGAGGCGUGCUCCUGUUUUAGCGGCGUUUGUCCGCUUCACCAGCGUCGACUAUCAUCAGAUUCUUCAGGACAGGUGACCUCCUCGCCUUUAGGCUCGCCUACUUCCCAUCGUGGAAUGCACCCUUCUCUGCUGAGUCCCACCUCCAUGGGGCCCUCUGGCUCUCUCCAUUCUCCAAUCAGCACCCUGAGCUCACCAAUGAAUGGCCUCACCUCACCCUUCUCAGUCAUUAGCUCACACAUGGGGCCGCACUCCAUGAACUCGCCUGGCAUGGGCUACGGCCCCAGCAUCAGCCCUCAGAUGUUUCAGCUAAACUCUCCAAUGAACUCGGUUAGCAGCACGGAGGAUAUUAAACCUCCGCUGGGACUCAAUGGCGUGAUGAAGGUGCCCGCUCAGCCCUCAGGCACGGCCCUGUCCCUGACUAAACACAUCUGCGCCAUCUGUGGAGACCGCUCCUCAGGAAAACACUAUGGAGUCUACAGUUGUGAAGGCUGCAAAGGUUUCUUCAAGAGGACUGUGCGCAAAGAUUUGACCUACACCUGCCGUGACAACAAGGACUGUUUCAUCGAUAAACGACAGAGGAACCGCUGUCAGUACUGUCGCUACCAGAAGUGCUUGGCCAUGGGCAUGAAGAGAGAAGUUUUGUUACAUGCAGCCGUCCAGGAGGAGCGCCAGCGUGCCAAGGACAAGAACGAGAACGAGGUGGAGUCCACCAGCUGCGCGAACGAGGACAUGCCCGUAGAGAAGAUCCUCGAGGCCGAGGAGGCGGUGGAGCCCAAAACCGAGACCUACAUCGAGACCAACCUUGGCAUGCCAUCUAACUCGCCCAACGACCCAGUGACAAAUAUCUGUCAGGCAGCGGACAAACAACUCUUCACACUGGUGGAGUGGGCCAAGAGGAUUCCCCACUUCUCGGAGCUGCCGCUGGACGACCAGGUCAUCCUGCUACGAGCAGGUUGGAAUGAACUCCUCAUUGCAUCAUUUUCACACCGUUCCAUCGCAGUAAAGGAUGGGAUUCUGUUGGCGACAGGGCUGCACGUGCAUCGCAACAGCGCCCACAGUGCUGGAGUGGGAGCCAUCUUUGACAGAGUGCUCACAGAGCUGGUGUCAAAGAUGAGAGACAUGCAGAUGGAUAAGACUGAGCUGGGGUGCCUUCGAGCCAUCGUCCUUUUCAACCCAGACUCCAAAGGUUUGUCCAACCCGGUUGAGGUGGAGGCUUUGAGAGAGAAAGUCUACGCUUCUUUAGAGGCUUACUGCAAACAGAAAUACCCCGAACAGCCAGGCAGGUUUGCCAAGCUGUUGCUACGGUUACCAGCGCUGCGCUCCAUCGGGCUCAAGUGUUUGGAGCACCUUUUCUUCUUCAAGCUCAUCGGCGACACACCCAUUGAUACCUUCCUCAUGGAGAUGCUAGAAGCCCCUCAUCAAAUGACAUAAUGGGAGUGAGCACUCCUGGUCCUCAAUCUCUUGAACCUCGCCCCACACUCAAGACCCCCGACAUUCAACACCCCAGCUGACUUGGAUUAGGAGCAUCUCUCCAAAAAAGACAGUUUUAACAGAAACAGAUUUCUCCAUUCUUCCUUUAGUCCCUCCAUCCAUAUUUUCUGUUGACCACCUCUGAAAAUGAGGAAUCCUUCAUGGUUCUGGGUCCGUUUUAUACCUUGUAAAAUAUAUAAAUAAGAAAAAUAUCUAUAUAUAUAUAUAAAGAAAAAAAAAAGCAGUGUGUGACGAGAUUGGACUAAAACGAAGACGAGAACGCAAACAUACUGAGCCAUGGUCUUCGGCUCUGCUUGUCAUGCCCCCCACACCCUCCCCGAUCGAUCUUUUAACGGCCACAGAACCCAAGCUGAUUAUCACAACUCCAGAUUCUAUGGAACUCCUGGGAUGUUUAAUCUUGGAUUUGAGCCUUUUAUUGCUUUUCAAGACUGGAGAGUUUUUUGUUUUGUUUAGUUUUUUUGGGGGUGGGGCAACAACACAUCAAGCAAAGAAACUUGUCUAUUCAAUCUGACUGAACACGUCAGCUCUUGCACUAGGUGUUUUGUUGUUGUUUUUUUAAUUGGAAGAGUGAUCUUGCCGGCGUAGAACUCAGAAGUGGCUUAACAAGCGUGCGAGAACUCCCAAACCUCAGGUCUCUGGCCAAUUCCAACAGACCCGACCAUGUCUUACUGUACCAGCACUGUGCAGCGUUAGGGAAGGAUGUCUUAGCAGUCAACAAAUCACCCUUUCCUGUUGUUAAAAAGAGUUGGAAGAACCUGCUCCGUACAAUCUGUUGAACUCUGUGCCCAUAAACUGUUGUAAAUUAGCUUUAUCAGACAUGAGCAUCACUGGAUGCUCCAGAAGGCCUCCAGCAGGUGCAGGGCCAACUCAUCGCAAUUUUUUGCAGGCAUUUAUUUGCCUAAACAGAGUCCCACAUAAUCUCUGAAGUCUCUUUACAUUUCAUGCAAAUUUCUGCCAAGCAGUGACAGCUCCAUGCUCCGAAACCCCUCUGCUCAUUGCAGUAAGCGUCUUUUUUUUAUUUUUUUUAUUUUUAUAAACACCUCAUAUCUACCUGUACUGAAAGCUACAACAGUAUUGACCUUAUUUUCAGCAAUGCACAAAUACCUCUGUUUCCAUACCCUCAUGUAGGCUUUGGAGAAUACGGGAGAAGCGCUUGUUUGUUGUGGCAGAGCCAUUCUUUGUUUGUUACUUGGCACUUAACCUGAUGACGGUGUCGUUGGGUUUCUAAAUGGAGAGCGGAUGUUGAUGUGAUCGACCUCUGCGGUGCAGUUUGGCACUCUCCCGUUCCAGAACGCCUCAGUACUUCUCCUAAAAAGAACACACACAUUCACUCUGUGAACUUCUCUGGACAAACCAAGUGACAUUUAAUUUGAACUGAAAUGUUAAAAAUAAUUUUGUGUAAA